Urocitellus parryii (Arctic ground squirrel) is the source of this 1856-nucleotide messenger RNA. RefSeq names its product keratin 84 (gene Krt84). Gene Ontology annotation, biological process: intermediate filament organization; keratinization. NCBI's taxonomy places the organism in Eukaryota, Metazoa, Chordata, Mammalia, Rodentia, Sciuridae. Gene Ontology annotation, cellular component: keratin filament. The record is from RefSeq and is a predicted model, not a curated record. Gene Ontology annotation, molecular function: structural constituent of skin epidermis.
AUGUCUUGUCGCUCCUACAGAGUCAGCUCUGGGUGCAGGAUGGGCAGCUUCAGCUCUUGCUCAGCUGUGACCCCCCAGAACCUGAGCCACUUUCAGGCCAGCUCUGUCCCCUGCAAGAGUGGGCCUGGUCUCCRGGGCCUUGGUGCCUUUGGUAGUCGGAGUGUCAUCAACUUUGGGUCCCAUGCACCCCGGAUGGCAGCUGUAGGCCCUCAUCCCACCCGCUGUGGAGUUGGCUUUGGUCCUGGCAGUAGGAUGGCCUUCGGCUUUGGUGACAGGAGUGGUGUCGGUCUGGGAUUUAGGGCCUGCAGUGGUGUUGGUCUGGGCUUUGGAGGUGGCAGUGGCUUUGGCCAUGGUUUCAGCGGCCCUGGCUUUGGCUACAGAGUUGGAGGCAUUGGAGGACCAGCAGCCCCAUCUAUCACAGCGGUGACUGUUAACCAGAGCCUGCUGACGCCCCUCAACCUGGAGAUUGACCCCAAUGCCCAGAGGGUGAAGAAGGAUGAGAAGGAGCAAAUCAAGACCCUCAACAACAAGUUCGCCUCCUUCAUUGACAAGGUACGGUUCCUAGAGCAACAGAACAAGCUCUUAGAAACCAAGUGGAGCUUCCUCCAAGAGCAGAAAUGUGCCAGGAGCAACCUAGAACCUCUCUUUGAGAACUACAUCACCAACUUGCGGAGGCAGCUGGAGACACUGGUCAGUGACCAGGCCCGGCUGCAGGCUGAGAGGAACCACUUGCAGGAUGUCCUCCAGGGCUUCAAGAAGAAGUAUGAGGAGGAGGUGGGAUUCCGAGCCAAUGCUGAGAAUGAGUUUGUGAMUCUGAAAAAGGAUGUGGACACAGCUUUCUUGAAUAAAUCUGAUCUAGAAGCCAACRUGGAUGCCCUAACUCAGGAAAUUGACUUCCUUAAAACCCUGUACAYGGAGGAAAUCCAGUUGCUGCAGUCGCACAUCUCAGAGACAUCAGUCAUCGUGAAGAUGGACAACAGCAGGGACCUGAACCUUGACGGGAUCAUCGCCGAAGUCAAGGCUCAGUAUGAGGAGGUGGCCAGGCGCAGCCGCGCUGAUGCUGAGGCCUGGUACCAGACCAAGUAUGAAGAGAUGCGAGUGACAGCUGGCCAACAAUGUGACAACCUACGCCACACCCGGGACGAGAUCAAUGAACUGACCCGGCUGAUCCACAGGUUGAAGGCAGAGAUCGAGCAUGCCAAGGCUCAGCGAGUCAAGCUGGAGGAAGCAGUGGCCGAGGCAGAGCAGCAGGGCGAGGCGGCCCUCAGUGACGCCAAAUGCAAGCUGGCAGACCUGGAGGGCGCCCUGCAGCAGGCCAAGCAGGACAUGGCACGACAGCUGCGGGAGUACCAGGAGCUCAUGAACGCCAAGCUGGGCCUGGACAUCGAGAUCGCCACCUACAGGAGGCUGCUAGAGGGCGAGGAAGUCCGCAUCUGUGAAGGCGUUGGCCCAGUUAACAUAUCUGUGAGCAGCACCCGGGGUGGCGUGGUGUGUGGGCCUGAGCACCUGGUCACUGGCUCCACCCUGUCCCACAGCGGAGUCACCUUCUCUGGCAGCAGCAGCAUCCGCACCACAGGGGGGGUCCUGACUUCCUGCAGCUCCAGCCUGGGUGGGGCACGGGGCAGCCACGGGGACCUGCUGAGCACGGGCACCAAGGGGGGCUCAGUGCUUGUGGGUGAGGCCUGCGCCCCCAGCGUCCCGUGCCCGCUGCCCACUGAGGGUAGCUUCAGCAGCUGCAGUGGUGGCCGCAGUACCCGCAGCUCCAGCGUCCGCUUCUCGUCCACCACCACCUCUCGCAGGACCAAGUACUAAGCCAACCCCCAGGCCCCAGCCACUGUCCAGAGGAGAACCAACUC